UCCCUCGCCUCUUCCUGCCGGGCGGUCCCCCUCUCCCCCCCUCUUCGCUCCCUCCGCCUUGCUCCCUCCGCCCUCCCAGGGCUCUGGCGGCCGCGGAGUGAACGGGACGGGCCCGGCCGCAGAGCGCGGAGCGGCGGGUGGGACGUGGGCGCCUGGCAGAGUUGUUCCGGCCCUGCCCGCGGAGACGUGAGGAGUUUUGACCAGGUGGAUGUGGGAAGAGAAGUUUGUAGAAUUGAAAUGGAGGUCAGAGCUUCAUUACAGAAGGUUAGUGGGUCAUCAGAUUCUGUGGCUACACUGAACAGUGAAGAAUUUGUUUUGGUUUCUCAGCAUGCAGAUGAUACGUCUACAAAAGAUGAUGAAAAACCUGAACUGAAGAUUGUUUCUAAUGGUGAUGAACAGUUGGAAAAAGCCAUGGAAGAGAUUCUGAGAGAUUCUGAGAAAGGGCAAAGCAGUCCUCUUGCUGAUUGUCAGAGUUCCAGUGAGAGUUCAGACCAUUCAUUUGGAGAUGUUUCAGCCAGCCAAACAAAUAAGCCAUCUCUUCAGUUAAUUUUGGAUCCAUCGAAUACAGAAAUUUCUACACCCAGACCAUCUUCUCUAAGUGGAUUACCUGAAGAAGAUAGUGUUUUAUUUAACAAACUGACCUACUUGGGAUGUAUGAAGGUUUCUUCCCCACGUAAUGAAGUGGAGGCUUUACGGGCAAUGGCAACUAUGAAAUCUUCGAGUCAGCACCCCUUUCCUGUUACUCUUUAUGUGCCAAAUGUUCCAGAAGGUUCUGUGAGAAUUAUAGACCAAUCCAGCAAUGUGGAGAUAGCUUCUUUUCCAAUCUACAAGGUGUUAUUCUGUGCACGUGGACAUGAUGGGACAACAGAGAGCAAUUGUGUUGCAUUUACAGAGAGUUCCCAUGGUUCAGAAGAAUUUCAGAUACAUGUUUUCUCCUGUGAAAUUAAAGAGGCAGUAAGCAGAAUUUUAUAUAGUUUCUGUACAGCAUUCAAACGUUCUUCCAGACAAGUGUCUGAUGUUAAAGACUCAGUUAUUCCUACCCCUGACAGUGAUGUGUUUACCUUCAGUGUCUCCUUGGAGGUAAAAGAAGAUGAUGGAAAAGGAAACUUUAGUCCUGUGCCUAAGGAUAGAGAGAAAUUUUAUUUCAAGUUAAAACAAGGAAUAGAGAAGAAGGUGGUAAUUACAGUGCAGCAACUUUCUAACAAAGAAUUAGCUAUUGAAAGAUGUUUUGGAAUGUUAUUAAGCCCAGGUCGAAACGUGAAGAACAGUGACAUGCAUUUACUGGAUAUGGAAUCCAUGGGAAAGAGCUAUGAUGGAAGAGCUUAUGUUAUUACCGGCAUUUGGAACCCCAAUGUGCCAAUAUUUCUGGCACUUAAUGAAGAAACCCCAAAAGAUAAGCGGGUGUACAUGACUGUGGCAGUGGAUAUGGUAGUCACAGAGGUGGUGGAGCCUGUCCGCUUUCUCCUGGAGACUGUCGUACGGGUGUACCCUGCAAAUGAGCGAUUUUGGUAUUUCAGCAGAAAGACUUUCACAGAGACGUUCUUCAUGAGGUUGAAACAGUAUGAGGGAAAAGGCCAUACCAAUGCUGGAGAUGCAAUAUAUGAGGUAGUAAGUCUGCAGCGACAGUCUGAGAAGGAGGAACCGGUAACUCCCACUAGUGGAGGGGGUCCCAUGUCACCACAGGAGGAUGAAGCAGAAGAGGAGAGUGAUAAUGAACUCUCAAGUGGAACCGGUGAUGUGUCUAAGGAUUGUCCUGAGAAGAUCCUUUAUUCUUGGGGAGAACUGCUAGGAAGAUGGCACAAUAACCUUGGUGCCCGACCAAAGGGGCUGUCCACUCUGGUGAAGAGCGGUGUCCCUGAAGCAUUGAGGGCAGAGGUAUGGCAGUUACUAUCAGGCUGCCAUGACAACCAGACAAUGCUGGAUAGAUACCGACUUCUUAUCACAAAGGACUCAGCCCAGGAGAGUGUUAUCACUAGAGAUAUUCAUCGUACGUUUCCUGCACAUGAUUACUUUAAAGAUACUGGAGGAGAUGGCCAGGAAUCACUUUACAAGAUUUGCAAGGCCUACUCUGUCUACGAUGAAGACAUUGGGUACUGUCAGGGACAGUCCUUUCUUGCUGCUGUAUUGCUGCUGCAUAUGCCAGAGGAACAAGCAUUCUGUGUUUUGGUGAAAAUCAUGUAUGACUAUGGUUUGCGAGAUCUCUACAAAAACAACUUUGAAGAUCUUCACUGUAAAUUCUAUCAGUUGGAGAGACUAAUGCAGGAGCAGUUACCAGACCUGCAUACCCAUUUUUGUGAUCUGCACCUGGAAGCACAUAUGUACGCGUCCCAGUGGUUUCUCACUCUUUUCACUGCCAAGUUCCCUCUCUGCAUGGUCUUCCACAUCAUUGACUUACUGCUUUGUGAGGGUUUGAAUAUUAUCUUUCAUGUAGCCUUGGCUCUCCUAAAGACCUCAAAGGAAGAUCUUCUGCAGGCUGAUUUUGAAGGUGCUUUAAAGUUUUUCAGAGUUCAGCUUCCAAAAAGAUACAGGGCUGAGGAAAAUGCCAGAAGAUUGAUGGAGCAGGCUUGCAAUAUUAAGGUACCGACCAAGAAACUGAAGAAAUAUGAGAAAGAAUAUCAGACAAUGCGAGAGAGUCAGCUGCAACAAGAAGACCCAAUGGAUAGAUACAAGAGGGAGAACCGGAGACUACAGGAGGCCAGCAUGAGGCUGGAACAGGAGAACGAUGACCUCGCCCAUGAACUGGUCACCAGCAAAAUUGCUCUGCGAAACGACUUGGAUCAGGCAGAAGACAAGGCGGAUGUGUUGAAUAAGGAGCUCCUCCUGACCAAACAGAGGCUGGUGGAGGCUGAAGAGGAGAAGAGGAAGCAAGAGGAAGAGACUGCGCAGCUGAAAGAAGUCUUUCGGAAACAGCUGGAGAAGGCAGAAUAUGAAAUAAAGAAGACCACUGCGAUCAUCGCUGAGUAUAAGCAGAUCUGCUCCCAGUUAAGUACCAGACUGGAGAAACAACAAACAGCCAGCAAGGAGGAGCUGGAAGUGGUAAAGGGUAAGAUGAUGACGUGUAAACACUGCAGUGACAUUUUCAGCAAAGAGGGCACUUUGAAACUAGCGGCCAUCAGCAGAGAGGACCAGGGGAUCGAGCCGGACGACGAGAAGGACUCCCUGAAGAAGCAGCUGAGGGAGUUGGAGCUGGAAUUGGCGCAGACCAAGCUGCAGCUGGUGGAGGCUAAGUGCAAAAUCCAGGAACUUGAACAUCAGAGAGGAGCCCUUAUGAAUGAAAUCCAAGCUGCAAAAAACUCUUGGUUUAGCAAAACCCUGAACUCUAUCAAAACGGCCACGGGCACCCAGCCGCUGCAGCCACCACAGGCCACCCAGCCACCCAAGGAGAGCACAUAGUUCCAGCCUCGCCCGAGCACAAGAGCACAAUGAUCAAAGUGACAGAAACCCAGGAGGACUCUCCCCAGUGUCCCUUUGAAGGAAAGUAAAGGAGGCCAGAAAGCAAGCCAGAAUCUUUCAGUAGCUCUCUUUCUUGUUUGAUACUUUUCAAAGGGAUGUUACUUAAACUGCCCUGACUUAUGUUGAAUACCUGUUUUCGAGCUUCUUCAUGGGAGGCCACGUUCAGUUCCAUCAUAGUGAUUACACAUUAUUUUAUAUGCCUGAUGUUUAGUUGGAAAUAAGUAAUUCAGAACUAAAUGCCUUUUAUUUAGAACUAAUUAUUCAUAAUUACUUUUAUCUUCCAUAAAAAUGGAGAUGUCUUUUAUUCCAAGGUUGAAGUGAUAAGAUGAUAUUUGUCACAGCAAAUAAAAAAAAGAAGAAGAAAGAAAGAAAGAAAAAAAGAUUGAAACCGAAAGCUCUUAACUUUUCAGGACUUAUUCACAGAAAGCACACUGUGGGGCCAUUCGUGACGACCAUCAGGUUUCUUCCCGAAAGUGAUUCCCUGGAUAAUGAUAAUCCUGUCCAAAGAGUAAACCUGGGAUUGAGCAGUCCCCAAAAGGAAUUAGUUUAUUUUCAUUUUCUGUUGGGUAUAUCUGGAAAUGAAGUGGCAAGAAUCAUAGAAUAAGAUAGACUAUUGACAAUACACGCUAGAUGAAAGGCACUGGGAUUUUGAUAAACCCAGGAGAAGAUAAACCAUUUGGCCCUAGUAUUCUAACGGGUCCUUUUGAGAAACUCUGCGUGGGGAUUGCAUAUUCCUAAGUAUGAACACUUGCAGCAAACGUGAAGUCAGGAGGGUCUAGUGCGAGCGGCAGCAUUAGGGAACCUUUACCAGACAAGCCUAGAGAGGCCCAGGUUCAGGCACUGUGCUUAAAAUGAAAUGGAGAACCAGGGACAGAGUAUUUCAUUUGAUACUGACAUAUAUUUGCUAAGGAAACACUAAUAUACUGUAGCUUUUUAAAGUUAUGAAAUGGGAAAUACAGGCCAGCUUCACAUCAUCUUAGUUUACUGUUGGGCAACUUUUCCUGAUUUCUGUAUCUCCCCACAAAUGUGCCCUUGGUACCCGAGAGGAAGAGAUGCGAAUGCAUUGGUAACAUUUUUGAUUGAAUACAAAACCUUUAUAGAAAUACUUAUCUCCUGGAAAGGGAAAGCUAGUGUUUAAAAGUUGGUGGAAAUAGUUUUUUCAAUGAUAUUUAACAUGUCUGUGUGGAUCGUCCUUGCAGGAAAUCCUUUGGUAAGGACAAAACCAAUUUUCCCAUCUUCUAAGCUAGUUUGGAGGCCUUCGGUCCUUUGCACCACCCAAACUGCUGCCAGCAUGUACAAUAACAUUUAGUGAUAUUCAUCCUUGGCUUCAUUGUUGAACACGUUCUUAGCAAGGACCUUAAACUCUGUAGUGCCACAGGGAUUCUCGUCUGUGCCACAUGUUGCAAUUAAAAGUAACACAUUCUUGGAAGUAAAAAUUAAGGAAGAGCCAUCUCGACUCCGGGAGCACGUGCUACAAGUUGCUCGUGGUAGAUCCUUUCCUCCAAAAUGAUCAUUAAACUCUAAAAAGUUAAGUCCCCUUCACUUGUGUUUAUAUCAUCUACAACCCAUUAAACCGAUAUGGAUGUUACCCUUUGUUACACUCAUCAAAUAAUACUUUUUUUACAGAAUUAUUUGUUUGGUCCUGACAUCUUUCAUUAUAAUAUUCAUUUCCUUGUACCAAAAAGAAAAUAAUCCAGCAUUCUUGAGUGUGUGUUGACUAAUAUUCCCUACUCGGUGAUUUAGAAAAGGUAAUCUUUUUGUUGUUGUUGUUUAAAUAUAAUGGCUAGAAAAAUUGCAUCUUGGUACUUGUUUCUGUAAAUCAUUCAGUAUAAUUUUUUAGCUUUGCUGGUACUUUAUGCUUUUAUUCCAGGAAGCCUUGUACAAGUUGCCUUAUGAAAUGGCCAGCUAAAUUAAAGAUGUUCUUUUGUGUUUUGUGACUCUCAUAGUUUUACUGUAAGAGCUCUUUUUAACCUCCAAAAAUCAGCACAUUCCACAGAAUGCCUAAAUUGCAGUAUUUUCCUUACAUCGCAGUUGAGGGACAAAUAGAACGGCUGUGGGUUCAGUCCUUACCUGUACACCUGGCUCAGUUCCAGAGCCCCUAACAUCUUUUUUCUUUAAACAAAAUCACCAGGUACCUGCAUUCCAAAUGUGUAAUGUCUUUUGCAUUUUCUCCUAACUCUUUCAAAAGAUUUUAAUGGCCAUCUAUAGAUUUUUUUCUUCUUCUCCAUUUCUGUAUCAUACUUAGGUACGUGUAUUGGUACCAUAAGUCUGAACUGUUCCUUUGUGCAAUGCCUUUGGGUCAGUAGCAAUACUAAAGAUAGAAAAUUCAAAAUUUGGUAUAGGAUGUGAUUAUUCAUUCAAUAUGUUCUCAUAGCACUCUCCCAAACCACAUAUCCUUCCCCACAUACAGUUUGCAAACUUGUGCAUCCCGGUAUUAAGUAACUGCUAGUUUUAAUUUCACUUAUUUUGAAACAUAUUUGAAAAUUGCCACUCUUCUCUUGAAUUUCUUUUAGAUAUCAACUAACCCAAAUAUCUAGGAAAUUUCCAAAUAUUCUAGAGUGUUUUUUGUCUUUUCCUAGGAUAUGUUGUAGGAAACAUUCCUCCAAAAAAUCCAACAUUUGCAGAAUUCUAAAGAGUGAUGAUUUCUUCUUUCAUUAAAUUCUGCAGAAUAAAUUAAGGGAAUGAAUUUCAAUUUCAUAGUUCAGUUCAUUAGCUUUUGUAUCUCGAGACUCUUGUUUAACACAUUCUUUCAAGCUGAAAGAAACCAGGCUGAAUUUUGCGGUGCACAUGUUUGCUAGCUUCCCACAUCCCAAGCUAUGGCACAAUUUGGUUAUAUUUAGUUACAUAUAAUUUAAUGCAAAGAUAUUCUCAGUUACCUAAUGUCCUGUUUAUGAGUGCUUAUCAGAAACACUAAUAGGAAUGUCAUAUGGGCCUAUGACCUCUCUUUCCAUAUAUAACCUCUCUCUCUUUCCCUCUCCCAGCUAGUAAGUUAGUAAUUUCUCCACUGGUCGUCUUAAAUUUCCAUAGUAAAGUACAAAAGCAAUCUUUGCACUGAUGUUGGGAUAUUUAAUAAUAAUAGUUAUCUUGUUUCAUAUUUUUUCCAAAAUUUUCAUUCCUUUAUACUAUGUAUUAAUAUUUAUUUUUCUCAAACACCUCCUCCAUUUCCUUAAAAUAUUUAACAGUUAAUAGCUAUGGCUUUAUUUCCCAGAGGAAGUGAGAAAAACAAGAGAAUACACAGUUUAGGGCGUGAGAUGAGAAAUCCUUAAAGGAGUUGAUUUGUUAUUGAGGAUGAAGAUCAUGUAUCUAACUAAUGUAAGGGAUCUUGUUUUCUGUAGCUGAAAUCAGCCUAAUUAUCCUGCCAGAGUGGUUGUCUGAUUUCAGGACCUCUUUAAGGGAAAAAUUUAAAAAUAAAUUAAAAAAAUUAAAUACCUGGUUUGUUUUCUCUCUCUGGGAAAGAACACUUUUAAUUACUCAGCAAGAGGAUUCUAUUGUACAACUUCCUCGUUAAAACGAACCACAAAGUCUAAAAUAGCUCUGCUUUUCUUGCUUCAGUUACAAGUAAAUGAGACAAUGGACCAACUCUGUUGUUUAACUUGAACACCGUUAGAUUUGCGUGUGCGCGUGAGUGGUAGGGUUCCACAGGGAGCAUCCCUGCCUUUUUUGUACAGCCAGGUACCGUGCCACUGAAUACAGCCGAGGCCAACCAAAAGUCUAGUGGCCCGUGUCUCCUACUACCAGAUACAGAACUGUCUUUCCCUCUGGUUGCCAUGCUGACGUCACGCUGAGCUGGAACUGUUCUAGAACACCUUUCCUUUCGCAAAGUGACGUCCGUGUAAUACAGGCAAAGCCCUUAAUCUUAGGAAUUCCCCUCUCUCCCGAAAGUUAACCAAAAUGAACACCUCCAUGUGGGCUGUACCUCCACAGCUGAUGACCGUGAGAUGUGAGGAGAAAAGUAGAUGUUUACAAGUAGCUUAGGGACUACAGUGGGCUGUCAGGUGUUCCCUUCCCGGCUUCCAUCUAAAAGACUGCACGGCCAGUGUCUCUCCGAAUGAAUUUGUUACAUGUUAUAAAGACAUCAUCAACAUGUGUCCAUUCUCUCCACCUCCGUCCUUGGUCUGUCAUUAGUAGUAUUCUGAAAACUUUAAGAAUAAAGCAUCGUUGAAUAAAAACCAAACAUUUUAAAGUUAUUUUCCUUUUUCAUUGGCAAUGAAUUAAAACAUGUAAAAUCUUUUCCAUUAAAAUGUAACGUUUAAUAACUAUAUUAUAUGUGGAAUAAAGUAUGAGGAAACUCAAUUAUAAGUGUAUAAAUGCAUCAGGACUCUGGUGUCAUGCAAGCACAAGAAUAAAGCUGGAGAUGGUCCCAGAAUCCAAGAUGACCCAAUAGCCUUUUGCAUCACUUUCUCCAUUUUUGAUGUUUUGCAUAACGUCUGGAUCCUCAGUUCAAAUGAAGGAAGAACUUUCUCAAUGAGCAUCACUUCCUUUCUUUCAACUCCUACCUUUCCCUUGCUGAGGAGGUAGCAGAAAUUCUGUACCAUUUAUUUUUAUGAGUUCUGUGAUUUUGCCCAUGACUUCUCUGAUGAAAACAGGUUCUAGAAGAAAGGAGUUGAUUGUAGUGCUGACUACAAAAGAAACAUGGAUGAGCAGCCUCUGUGAACACUGACCAAUUUGAUGUUUCCAUAAUUCCAUGUAUUAUGUAUAGUACAUGCUAUCUGUAAAUGUAAUGCUUGUUAAGAAAAGUGCAAUUUAUUGUAUAUUGUCCCAAGAAAUGUUUACUUUUUUAACAGUUAUGAACUUGGAUUAGUAUCUUGUUUUCAUGUGUGAAUGAAGCCUUGUGAAAUAAACAAAUUCAACCAAAA
This is a messenger RNA of Neofelis nebulosa (Clouded leopard), 8309 nucleotides long. It is a transcript of the gene RABGAP1L, whose product is annotated as RAB GTPase activating protein 1 like. NCBI's taxonomy places the organism in Eukaryota, Metazoa, Chordata, Mammalia, Carnivora, Felidae. The record is from RefSeq and is a predicted model, not a curated record. The transcript is spliced from 26 exons. Bases 238 to 3393 code for a protein of 1051 amino acids.